CCAGAAGAAGCUUCGUAGUUCCUUUGCUGUUGCAGUCCGGAGGCGAGCAGUCCUGUGUGACCUGAGCUCCAGGUGCUUUCCGAGAAACGCUGUUAAAGUCUGAAGAUCCUGGAGAUUUGACGUACUUUAGCAUUUCUUCGCUGUUGAACAGUCUGGAGAGCGAGCUUUGACUUAAAACGCUGUCGUGCUUUAAACUUUAAGUUAGCUGUUAGCCGAGCUGUGAAAAUGUUGAGCGUCGCCAGGAGCGUUUCAAGGACUCUUCCCACGAAGAGCAGCAUCAGGAGCGUGUCGUCCUUGAUUAAAAAGGCGUGCUGGACCGGCUUCCAACCAGAUGCUCUCAGAGCCCUAUCCAGGAGGGACUAUGCGUCUGAAGCUAUCAAGGGUGCAGUCAUUGGCAUUGACCUGGGAACCACAAACUCAUGUGUUGCUGUCAUGGAGGGUAAACAGGCCAAGGUGCUGGAGAAUGCUGAGGGAGCCAGGACAACCCCUUCAGUUGUCGCUUUCACAGCAGAUGGGGAGCGUCUGGUGGGUAUGCCUGCUAAACGCCAGGCCGUCACCAACCCUCAGAACACGCUGUACGCUACCAAGAGACUGAUUGGACGACGCUUUGAUGACCCAGAGGUCCAGAAAGAUCUGAAGAACGUCCCCUACAAGAUUGUGCGUGCAUCUAAUGGCGAUGCCUGGGUCGAGGCUCAUGGGAAAAUGUACUCCCCUAGCCAGGCAGGAGCCUUUGUCCUCAUGAAGAUGAAGGAGACUGCAGAGAGCUACCUGGGAAGCACAGUGAAGAAUGCUGUCAUCACUGUUCCAGCAUACUUCAAUGACUCUCAGAGACAGGCCACUAAAGAUGCAGGUCAGAUCGCGGGUCUGAAUGUCCUGCGUGUGAUCAACGAGCCAACAGCUGCUGCUCUGGCCUACGGCCUGGACAAGACCCAAGAUAAGAUUAUUGCUGUGUAUGAUUUGGGUGGAGGUACUUUUGACAUCUCAGUCCUGGAGAUCCAGAAAGGAGUUUUUGAGGUGAAGUCCACCAAUGGUGACACCUUCCUCGGAGGCGAGGACUUUGAUCAGCACCUCCUCAAACACAUUGUCAAGGAGUUCAAGAGAGAGUCGGGUGUAGACCUGAUGAAGGAUAACAUGGCUCUUCAGAGAGUUAGAGAGGCUGCUGAGAAGGCCAAGUGUGAACUGUCGUCUUCACUGCAGACUGACAUCAACCUCCCCUACCUGACCAUGGAUGCCUCCGGUCCUAAACAUCUGAACAUGAAGUUAACUCGUGCUCAAUUUGAAGGCAUCGUGUCUGACUUGAUUCGCCGCACCGUGGCUCCCUGCCAGAAGGCGAUGCAAGAUGCCGAGGUGUCCAAGGGAGACAUCGGAGAGGUGCUGCUGGUGGGAGGCAUGACCCGCAUGCCCAAGGUUCAGCAGACAGUCCAGGACCUGUUUGGCCGAGCCCCCAGCAAGUCCGUGAACCCAGAUGAAGCUGUUGCUAUUGGAGCAGCCAUCCAGGGUGGCGUUCUGGCUGGUGAUGUAACUGAUGUGCUACUUUUGGAUGUGACUCCUCUGUCACUGGGUAUCGAGACUCUGGGAGGUGUCUUCACCAAGCUCAUCAACAGGAAUACCACAAUUCCCACCAAGAAGAGCCAGGUGUUCUCCACUGCAGCUGAUGGACAGACUCAGGUGGAGAUCAAAGUGUGUCAGGGUGAGAGAGAGAUGGCGACAGACAACAAGUUGCUGGGUCAGUUUACUCUGGUAGGAAUCCCUCCAGCCCCUCGUGGAGUCCCUCAGAUUGAGGUCACGUUCGACAUUGACGCCAACGGAAUCGUCCACGUGUCAGCCAAGGACAAGGGCACAGGCCGCGAGCAGCAGAUUGUGAUCCAGUCAUCAGGAGGUCUCAGUAAAGAUGACAUUGAGAACAUGAUCAAGAACGCUGAGAAGUAUGCAGAGGAGGACCGGAGGAGAAAGGACCGGGUGGAGGCUGUCAACAUGGCUGAGGGCAUCAUCCAUGACACAGAAUCCAAGAUGGAAGAGUUCAAGGAUCAGCUCCCUGCUGAUGAGUGCACCAAGCUGAAGGAGGAGAUUUCCAAGGUCAGGAAUCUGUUGACCAACAAGGACUCAGAGACAGGAGAGAACAUCAAGCAGGCAGCAACCAACCUGCAGCAGGCCUCACUCAAACUCUUCGAAAUGGCCUACAAGAAGAUGGCAGCAGAGCGAGACGGCGGCAGCAGCAGCAGCAGCUCCAGUUCUUCAGAAGGAGAGAAGAAGGAAGGCCAGCAGUAGACCUUACUAGCACUUAGCUGUCCUGAGAUGACCAUGACAGCAGAGGACUGUUGGGCUUGUAUGGUGGACUAGGCGGGAGGGUGACAGUCUGAGUCAUUCUUACCGUAGCACAUUAUUCUACUGUGUUUUGGCAGUAAAAUAGAAAAGAUUAAAUGUCAGUGUAUGCUUCUCCGCAUCCCGUGAUAUCCUGUUUGUAAUUUAACUGUCUGAGAAAUCUUUGUUUAUUUUUACAAAGCUGUUAAUUUCCAUUCAGAAGUAGUAAAUGGGUUUUUUUUUUGUGUUGUUGAAGACAUCAUAUAUGGUUCUUCUGUUCAGCUUCUGAAAGCAGGAUGGCUUGUUGAUAGCACUUACUUGUAUCAGUUGAGUCUGAGAGAUGUGGUACAGAGAGCAUAGCCCUGAAUCAGAGAGCACGCUUUAAUGGUGCCCUCCGAUCAGCUCGGAGGCCGCCGGUCCCUUCCCUGUUCUCCUGAGCACACUCGAAUGACUUGCGUUCAUUUCAUCACCUGUCACAUUUUCUGACAGUUAAUUCCUAAGCAGUAAAAUAUGUCUGUGUGUGUGUGGAUGAGAUCUUUAAAUAUAUAAUAAGAGUGUGAGAAACCCUGCCUUUUGGUUCUUUACAUGCUCUUUUGUGGCCACCUUAAACAGACCAGUUUGGAGUCCACGAUGGGUCAGCCGAACCAUAGUUCACCUCUGACCUCUGACGGGCUGCAGUAGGAAGAGCUGGGAUGUAAAAACAGAAGCAGCAGGAAGUGUGAGCCCAGAAGCUGCUCUGUGUGAAGUGGCUGAGCGUUCUGGCUCUACUUUAAAAGAAGGAGGCAGGAACUGAAAAAGGAUGUUUGUUUUUUUUCUGUGGGGAUGGUGUGUUAGUGACUAUAUUAAUGAAUUGAAAGCUGAGGAUCACAGUAACUGUUGCCUUUUUUUAAUAAAAAUGUGAAAUGUGACACUA
Molecule: messenger RNA, 3214 nt
Organism: Archocentrus centrarchus (flier cichlid)
Lineage: Eukaryota; Metazoa; Chordata; Actinopteri; Cichliformes; Cichlidae
Gene: hspa9
Product: heat shock protein 9
Exons: 16
Coding region: 226-2268 (680 amino acids)
Biological process (GO): protein folding
Molecular function (GO): ATP binding; ATP-dependent protein folding chaperone
Source: RefSeq, a predicted model, not a curated record